This is a messenger RNA of Amphimedon queenslandica, 1008 nucleotides long. RefSeq lists its product as uncharacterized. The record is from RefSeq and is a predicted model, not a curated record. The coding region runs from base 1 to 912 and encodes 303 amino acids. The transcript is spliced from 3 exons. Lineage: Eukaryota; Metazoa; Porifera; Demospongiae; Haplosclerida; Niphatidae.
AUGACUCCUCUGAUUCACGAAACUAAACUUUUUAACUCGCUUUGCCCCAUUCCAGCUAUCAGUGAGCUGGCUUCAGACGAUACCUGCUCCCUCCAGGUACAUAAUACUGCAAGAAGAAACAGCGUCUCCUCAAUCUUCGGCCUUGCACUGAACCACGGAAGAUCAGCAGGGAGAGCCAGCGUACCCACCAUCAGUGCAGCUGAUAGAGAGAGGCUCAGGCAAGGGAGCAACGCUUACAAAGCUGCCAGUAACCUACAAACCAGCCAGAGCCUCAAAUCCCGUUUCAAGAAAUACCAGUACAUCAGAUCAUCCUCCAAUAAUUCAACGGAGAGCAUAGAGCAAAGCGGGAUACUGAGCAAACUGGACGAGACCUUUGCACAGAUCAAGUCCCAACUGAAUAACUUAUCAGAGGAGAACAGAACAGUGAGGACUAGAGUCCACUCUCUUACAGAAGCAGUCAGUGAGCUAUGCUCUCAUUUCAGCACAAGAAACAGCGAAGACGAAGAUGAUGAAGAAAUUGACGGAGAGGACAACCUGUCCCUCUCUCUCCCAUCCAAUGGCAUACAGCGAAUGCACAGCGUUCCCCCUUUCUCAACAGGCUGGAGAGAUCUUGAGGUAUUUGAUGAAGACCUAAUGGACACUAACACAUUAAGCAAUGACUGGGAAAGGAUAAGCUGGGUAAAGAGCCUCGAAAGAAGUGGAGAAACAAAUCUGAUAGGAUUACACAAUGCCAGAGUCCCUUGCAUCAUAAUGGUAGAUGAUUGCAAUGACAGCACUAGUGAGGAAGAAAAUGGAGAGCAAGAAAUAAAUGGAGGAAAUGACAGACAUGAAGACACAGGAGCCACUGAGAACGAAUGUGAUAGAACAAACGAAGAGGAUUAUAAAUAUGGAGGAUUUGACAUUGAUACAUGAUUUAAUGCAGACAUGAUGCACAUUAAAUAAUUAUAUUAAUUAUCAUUAUAGUCAUAUUUGCUUUAAUGCAAUUGUGAAUAUUUUCAACAAACAAAA